GGCAGUGGCGACAGCGGCGGUGAGAGGAUGAACAACAAGUUCGACGCCUUGAAAGAUGAUGACAGUGGGGACCAUGAUCAGAAUGAAGAAAACAGCACACAGAAAGAUGGUGAGAAGGAAAAAACAGAACGAGACAAGAAUCAGAACAGCAGCAAAAGGAAGGCUGUUGUCCCUGGACCAGCAGAGCACCCCCUGCAGUACAACUACACAUUCUGGUAUUCCAGGAGAACCCCCGGCCGUCCUACCAGCUCACAAAGCUAUGAACAGAAUAUCAAACAGAUUGGCACCUUUGCCUCUGUGGAGCAGUUCUGGAGGUUUUAUAGCCACAUGGUACGUCCCGGGGACCUGACAGGCCACAGUGACUUCCAUCUCUUCAAAGAAGGAAUUAAACCCAUGUGGGAGGAUGAUGCAAAUAAAAAUGGUGGCAAGUGGAUUAUUCGGUUGCGAAAGGGCUUGGCCUCCCGUUGCUGGGAGAAUCUCAUCCUGGCCAUGUUGGGGGAACAGUUCAUGGUGGGAGAGGAGAUCUGUGGGGCUGUGGUCUCUGUCCGCUUUCAGGAGGACAUUAUUUCAAUAUGGAAUAAGACUGCCAGCGACCAAGCAACCACAGCCCGAAUCCGGGAUACACUUCGGCGAGUGCUUAACCUACCUCCCAACACCAUUAUGGAAUACAAAACUCACACCGACAGCAUCAACUCGGGGCCUGUAGCCCAAGCGGCUAAGGUGCCAGCCAUAAACACCAGAACUGGCAGGUUCAAAUCCAGCCCGGGCCUGCCAAACAACAAUGACAACUACAACCAAAAAAAAAAAAAAAAAAGCCGGAUGUUGUGGCAGGCACCUGUAGUCCCAGCUGUGUGGGAGGCUGAGGCAAGAGAAUCGCUUGAGCCCAGGAGUUGGAGGUUGCUGUGAGUUGUGAUGCUGCGGCACUCUACCCAUGGUGACAGCUUGAGGCUCUGUCUCAAAAUAAAUAAAUAAAAAUUUAAUUUGCUUUUUCUUUUUAAUUAAAUCAUAGCUGUGUUGAUUUGCUUUUAAAAGAACAAAAGCUCACUAAAAAAAUAAUAAUCUCUUGUAGCCUCUGCACUUCGUGUCUACAAUCUCCCUUUUCUUGUCUCCCAAUCUCUCUCUGCAUUGCAGUCUGGGGUGAGGGAUGUAAUUGUUCCCAGCUGAUUUGAGGUGAACACAUUCCUCAGACUCAAUUUGGUACUAAGUUGUCUCAGCCCACUUUUUAAAAAAAGGCUGGACCAAAGCCAUACGGCCUCAUUGCCACCAGCCUGCUUUAGCCUGUCACUGUUAAGAAUAGGCUACCCUCUUCGUUUUCCUGUUAAAUCAAACAGUGGAAAAACUCAGCUAGACUCUCCUGGCUCUUCUCUUCCCCAUUUCCAUUUUGCAAAUGGACCUUAGAAUGAUAGAACUUCUUAGAUUUUUCUGGCUGUAAAAAGAUCUAUAAUAAUAAUUAGAAUAAAUAUUAAAUAUCUGAAUGAGAAAGUGUUACAGAACUCUUCCAUUUACUUGCCACAGAGAGGGGAAUUUACUCCUAACUCAACUCCAGCAUAGUAGAGGAAUUCUCCCAAAAGAUAAGAUGACUGCGUGUAAUGAGGAUUGUCUUGAAAAUUCUCUGUAUAUCACUGAACAGCUAAAAGAGCUGAAUCCAGAGACUUAUUUGCCUGCUAUCUCCCCUACUCCAAGACAGCUAAUUCUCUCAGAAUUAUUAUUGGGAAGUUCUCUGAUUCUUCCUUCCCACACUCCCACCCUUGUUUACACUCUUCCAGUAAGAAGACCAGAAUCCCUCCCAAUAGCUGUCUGUUCUCCAGUGGCUAUAUUCACAUAAGGAUGGCAUUAAAAGGAAAGAAAUGGAAGAGAUGGCUCUGUUACUGGGUAAUGACUUUCUUUAGUAUUAGGUGUAGGUAUGAGAGGUGUUUUCUAUAAUGCAGUCUAGUAACAGAGCCUAUUAUUCCUCUCAGAAAUAACUCACAUAACAGUUAGGCUUGCUUUUCUCUGUGUGAUGACCAGAUAUGUUCCUUAUCCUUUUUUUUUAAAGAGAUGAGGUCUCUCUCUGUUACCUAGCCUCCAACUCCCAGGCUCAAGCUGUCCUCCCACUUCACCCUCCCAAGUAGCUGGGACCACAGGCCUGGCUUGUGCCUUAUCCUUUGCUGCUUGCAGUACCUCAGAGGGAUCUGUCGUUUUGAAAGUUUUUUUUAAAAAGAUGACCACUCCGUCAAUGUUGUGUUCAGCUCCUUAUAUGAAAAUAGUUGGAUGAGGGCGGUGCCUGUGGCUCAAGGAAUAGGGUGCUGGCCUCAUAUACCCCCCGUAUAGGAGUGGUGGGUUCAAACCCAACCCUGGCCAAAAAAUCUGCAAAAAAAAGAAAGAAAGAAAAUAGUCGAUGAACUACAUGCAUAUCAGUUAUAAAAAUGCCAACAGACUUUUGAGAUAACAUCUGUUUCUUCCCAACCCAAGUUCACGUCCACUAGCUCCAGUUUCUCCUUGGUACUUGUUCACGGUCUCUUCAUAUAGUGGGGGCUGUUAGUUGCUGUCGGCUUGCUGCCUAUAACAGGAGAAGACUGGGCUGAGCAUAUUCUUUCUUCAGUAUUUAUUCUGGGCCAGUUGCCAUAUGCCCAGUUUAUUAUAACAGUUUUAGGAUGCGUCAGUUAAAGACAGAGCUUCUAGAUAAAAUUA
Molecule: messenger RNA, 2670 nt
Organism: Nycticebus coucang (slow loris)
Lineage: Eukaryota; Metazoa; Chordata; Mammalia; Primates; Lorisidae
Gene: EIF4E2
Product: eukaryotic translation initiation factor 4E family member 2
Exons: 7
Coding region: 28-906 (292 amino acids)
Biological process (GO): translational initiation
Cellular component (GO): cytoplasm; eukaryotic translation initiation factor 4F complex
Molecular function (GO): translation initiation factor activity; RNA 7-methylguanosine cap binding
Source: RefSeq, a predicted model, not a curated record